AGAAAAACCUCCCUAUAAAAUGGCCAGAGCAGUACUUGAGUUAACCUACGUUCUAUGUUAGCGCUCUCUCUCGCUCCAUCGAUCUGUCAAAUUUCAAGUAGUGACCAUCUGUUCCAUGGCAGAAAUGAGUAUUAAUAGAAAUCAUAAGCAGAAUGCGGAGUUGUAUGAGACAUUGCUGAGCGAAGAUGUAGAGAAGGUGAAAGAGUUGUGCGCAAAAGUUGAAGAGCAAGGGUUGCACAUAUUGACAAUACACGACGACACCGUGCUCCACGCAGCCACUUAUUCCAAACAAACCCAACUGGUACUCGAUCUUCUUGACGAUUUGCCUCCCCAACAUCUUGACAAAAUGACCCGACAAAACCACAAAGGAAACACUAUUCUCCACGAAGCGGUCAUAUCCAAUUCACAAAUUGACGUGGUAAAGAAGGUAUUAGAUAAGGCUCCCGGACUGCUAUGCAUGCGUAACCACCUUGGAGAGACUGCGCUCUUUCGGUCGGUACGCUAUGGCAAGGAGAAGGUAUUCAAAUUUCUUGCAGGAAAAAUUUCUGGCUACAAUUUAGCUAAUCAACAACUCUUCCUCCAGAGGAGUGAUAGAAGCACCAUUCUACAUGUCGCCAUCGUUAAUGAGCACUUCGAUUUGGCCCUGCUUGUUGCCGAAAUGUUCCCACACUUGGUUGGUGAACGAGACGCAGAUGGAAUGACUGAUCUUCAGCUUCUAUCAUGCGACUCUGGAGCUUUUAAACGAGAGGACAAACGGGAAUUUUUCCAGCAAAUCGUCAAUUUUGUCAACUCAUAUUUUACUUCCGCCAAACAGCGAAAGCCGACUAAAUAUGAGUCAGCAUUGAAGCUUGCUAAGUUCUUAAUAGAAAGAGAUCUCUCAUGGGAAGCAACUUAUCUUGGAAUAGACCAGGGAAAACCUACGCUCCACAAAUUUGGUGAGGGUCCUGGCCCAGAGAAGGGAAUUGGACAAGCCCCCUUAUUAAUGACUUCACUUGGUCUAGGGGAUCAAGUGCCAGAAACAGAUACUCCUUUGUUUUUGGCAACUAAGACAGGCUGCAUAGACAUUGCUGAAGAAAUACUGAAAUGUUACCCCCAGGCAAUUGAGCAUAUUGAUGACAAAGGACGUAACAUAUUGCAUAUAGCUAUCAGGCACCGCCGAUUAAAGAUUUUUGAGGUUGUAGCAAAACAAGAAGUGCCCAUGAAGAGGCUAGUACGCAAAUUUGACAACGAAGGAAAUUCCGUACUUCAUGUAGUUGGAUUGAAAAGAAAAGAGUAUAUAGCUGAGAAAAUACGUGGCCCUGCACUUGAACUGCGAGAGGAAAUGCAAUGGUUUGAGCGUGUGGAGUCAGUCAUCCCAAGCCAUUUCAAGGAGCACCGUAAUAAUAUGAAGCUGACCGCUUGGGGCUUAUUUCAUCAAACAAACAAUGAGCUCCGAACAACAGCAGCAGAAUGGCUGAAGCGAACCUCAGAAGGAUGCACCGUUGUCGCAGUUCUCAUUGCUACUGUUGCCUUUGCUGCAGCAUACACGGUACCUGGAGGUCCUAACAGUCAGACUGGUGCUCCAAUCCUCGUCAAUAAACCUUUCUUUGUGGUUUUUACGGUGACCGAUGUCCUGUCCCUUUCAUUUGCUUUGACAUCGGUGGUAAUAUUUCUCUCAAUCGUCUCAUCACCCUUUCGACUAAUAGACUUCAAGGAAUCUCUUCCGAACAAGCUAAUGCUAGGCUUCACAUUUCUGUUCUUGUCCGUGUCCAUGAUGAUGUUUGCGUUUGCAGCAACUGUCCUCCUCAUGAUACAAAAUAGGGAAAGCUGGACUAAAGUCAUCCUAUAUGCACUUUCUUUCCUGCCAGUCGGAAUUUUCGCACUUUCAUAUUUCCCUCUCUAUGUAUCUCUAUCAGAAACCUACAAGUACUUGCUGAAAGAGUUGAGACGGUCAAUUCCAUGGAAACUUAUUGUUGUGGUGCUAUCUCUUCCAACAUAUUUGUUUGGCUGUCGUAAACAUCGAAACGCCAAUUCCCUUGAACUCCCCCAACAUCGACCGGCCACUUCCAACCGGCACCGGUAGGCGUACGUACAAGAUUGCCUGCCGUUUUGAAUACAUAUAACUUGGCCAGCUGCUUUGAGGUUUGAGCUAUGGAAUGUCCCUCAAACUACUUGAGUUGGAUAUAAUGUGUUGAUGUGUGGGUAUAUAAUUUGUUUGGCUUUAUUUAUCUUGGUCAUGCGAUGCCCUAGCUGUUGUGGUUGUAACUUGUAGUAAAUGUUUGGUCAUGUUUGUUUUCUCGCUUGUGAUGGUAUAGUAAGUACUCAAUUUGUGGUUACUUUGCGAGGUUAUGCAGCUUUGUACUUUUUGAUUCUCAAACUUUAUACAGUUUAGCGCCA
This is a messenger RNA of Carya illinoinensis, 2376 nucleotides long. Its product is annotated as ankyrin repeat-containing protein At5g02620-like. Lineage: Eukaryota; Viridiplantae; Streptophyta; Magnoliopsida; Fagales; Juglandaceae. The record is from RefSeq and is a predicted model, not a curated record. The transcript is spliced from 4 exons. Bases 116 to 2062 code for a protein of 648 amino acids. Gene Ontology annotation, molecular function: protein binding.